Molecule: messenger RNA, 4612 nt
Organism: Penaeus vannamei (Pacific white shrimp)
Lineage: Eukaryota; Metazoa; Arthropoda; Malacostraca; Decapoda; Penaeidae
Source: RefSeq, a predicted model, not a curated record
GCAGCAACCGAAAAUGCCUCCGCUGGUACCGUGGCUUCUGGCUGUCGGACCCUGCCGGCUGCACGGGGAAGCAGCGGCUGGUGAACUACUGCUCGACGACGAACCAGUGGUGUUGCGCCCGCGGUGGGAGGAGGCCAGCUGUCAAGUCAGGUCGGGGUACUGCGUGCCGAGGAAGUCCCUGUGUCCCAGCGGCAGGACGAGGCAUAGGAUGUGUGGAGGGAAGAUGUGCUUCUGUUGUCUCCCAGCUUGGCCAGUCCCGACUUGUCCCUGCGCAGAAAAUUCAGUCUCGGUCUGCAAUGGAACAGGCCCAAUCACGCUAGCUGAGGGAGACUGCUUGCAGAUCCACAGUCCGAACUACCCUCUCCCUUACGAAGACAACACCGCCUGUUCCCUGAGCGUCGUUGCGCCUUCUGUCUGCCAGAUUGUGCUGCAGUUCUGCGAUAUUUCCCUCGAGAGAUGCCCUUACGAUAUUCUGAACCUUACUGAUGGGAUGUACACGUCUUCUUACUGUGGGAAGGCUGGGGUGCUGCCCCUGCCCGCCGUCUUUGGCAACUCGCUCACUGUGCAGUUCUCCUCUGACUUCUCGCAAGUGAACAUCGGCUUCAACCUUGCUAUCUCGCUAAACUGCAAUUAUACAACCACAACUACGACAACGUCCACCUCUACGACAACAUCCACCUCUACAACAACGUCCACCUCUACGACAACGUCCACCUCUACAACAACAUCCACCUCUACGACAACGACAACUUCAACCUCUACAACUACAACAACCUCAACAUCAUCUACCACAUCAACUACAACUACAACAGCUGACCCAUGCUUGAGCGCCCCCGUUUAUACAAUGUGCACAGACACAUUAGCCACCAGCUCUGUGGGCAUAAUCAACAGUCCAGGUUAUCCGGGAACCUACACGAACUUCCUUGAUUGCAACCUCACCGUGACCGUUUCAGCGAGCCCUGCCAUAAGCUUUGAUUACUUGAGUUUCAAUUUGGAAGGGCACUCUUCUUGCAACUUCGACUAUUUGACCAUCAAUGAUACCAUUAGCACACAGAGAACGAAAUACUGUGGGACAAAUCCGCCAAACUUCCCACUUUCAGCCACAAACAGCGUCAGGCUGAGGUUCUUCACUGAUAAAUCUGUGAUUGAUACAGGGUUCUCCAUCUGUUACAAGGGCGUUUGAUGAGCUUGGGUUUUUAAGGUUACGGAGAGGGGAUGGCUGACUAGGCAAAGAAAUCAGUUGCUUGUAGAAUAUAUGUGAGUAAGAACGAACAGUUUCUUCAAUGUAAUGUGUAGUUGAUGCCUUGAUAUUACAUCUUUGAGUUCAUUUUGUAGUUUAGAUUAUUCUAUAACUUCAGGUGUGUUAGCUAUAUCAUAUACAGUACUGUAGGUAUGGGAACGAAUAAUAAUUGUCCAGUAUAUGAUAGGCAUUUAAACCAAGGAUGUAAAACGUAGAAAAUAUCAAUAUACAUUAUAAUGUUUCGAAUAAGAUUGUUACUCAUAAUCAUGAGGAAAUCAGCUUUCGAUUUGAACCUGAUGAUGAGUUUAAAUCUCUCGAAACGUCAGUGCUUGUUCCUCUCGUAUUGUUUAGUAAUAAGUAAACAGUGGCUUGAAAUUAUCUCCUCGUCCGAAGUAGAAAAGCGGAAUAUCAGUUAUAUAUCUUGGAAAUACUAAUUGAUUCCAGUAAUGAUGUAAUAUCUACAGGCCAGUUAUGCAUUUUGCUUUGUGAAAUUUUUCGUUUUUAUUUGUCCUUGUUCUGCAUUUGUCAUCCUGAUCCUGUGUUGAAGCUUCUCGCCUCCAGGUGACUUGAUAUAAAAAAGGAAGAAUGUGAAUUAUUUUACUGCAGUCUCAUUUGCUGAGGUCUGAAGAACUAGCCAGUUAUAAUGAAAAAUAAGUUUUUAAUUUUUCAUUUUGUGUUUAUUACAUAUAGGUGCGACCACGUUACCUUGCAAUGAAUUGUUUCAUGUAUUUGUUUAUCUAUUACAUUAAUUUUAUUGAUGUUAAUGUUUUUUAAAUUGUAUUAUGAUUUGAUUUAUCGUUUAUUUUAAUUAUUAGACUUUCAUUUAUCUGUGCACACAAUUGCUGUAGCUAUCGGUACCACCAAAGUCAUUAGAAAAAUAGGGAAUAUCUUGCACUAAAUGCCGUUGUUUAGCGUAUGUACAUGUUUUUAUCAUACAAAUAUAUCCAUAAAAGCUCUUAUGUAGAUUGCUUCUUGUAGAACAAUAGAUAUGUGAAUGGAAGUUCCCAUAAAACGAGAUAAAGUGAGUAUACUAAAGCACAUAUAGCACAUGUCUCUCUUUUCAUGGAAAUACGGCAUGUGGACAAGCCCUUACUCUGUACCAACUCAUGCCCCACAGCCCUCUAGCAUUAAUCGGCAGCUCAAGGGAGGUGCGCCUUGCCAGUCCUCCCCAGAGAUAAACUUGCUGACAUUGGGAGGAUGAUUGCUGGGGCGCAGGAUGAGAGUGGGGAUUACUCGUCAUGCCUGCGUCCCAGCAGCCGCCAACCCAUUGUGAAACCUGUGGAGGUCGAGGUCUAUCGAGGGGACUGAAGCGGUUGGGAGUUGAGGUGGCGGCCCUCUCAGAGAUGAGAAGACCUGGCAGCGGCACAAUUUGUGGGUACACCUACUACUGGCCAGGUGAAUGCAAUGGUCACCAUCUCCAGGGGUUAUCCAUAACCAACUCCAACCUUCGCAUAUUACGAUAUUGAGACUGAAACUUGUUUUUGGCUUUCUCUUAUUGUACGCUCCUACUGAAGUUUGUAAUCUCGAUGUGAAAGAAGCGUUCUGGCAAACUCACAUAUGUGGCACAGUUGUUUUUUUUUUGCGAGACAUUCUCAUUGUAUUAGGAUACUUCUAUGCGGUAAUCUGAUGUGACUGAGCUGGCUAUGAGAUCUCUAUUGGUCCCAACAGUUCGGAAACUGAUCCUGACAGCGAAUAGCCUCCUUUUUUGAGGAUUUCUGGCUUUUGGUAUCAACACAUCACUGAACAUGGUUUGGUGACAAGGGUACUAUGGCCAAGAAGAUCAAUGUUAACACUUGCAGGAUGAUCAUUCAAAACUGCAGGGUUAACCGGAGUGGCGAGUUCUGUAAUACCGACCAUAGACUGGUUGUGGUCCACUCAGUUCAGGUCCACUCCAAAGCCCUUUUUACCUCUCUAGUGUCCACCUUAGGGUGUUUCACUUGGACAGAUUAAGGGAGUGUGCCCAGAGGUUCAUGACAGCUAUUUGAGUUCGAUAUGCCUGACAAACCCUGUAGCUCUAUGGGAUUCUUCCAAGCGCAGAACACACUAUGCAGUGAAGAAGUCUUUACAAAUGACGGGAGGUCAAGACAAUCGAGAUUUGUGCUGUUCUUUAGUGCUCAAGUACAGAUAUAUCUUGUUUUAGGUAGAUAGACAGGUAAACAUACAGAAACUCUCACUCACACAGACACGUGUACACGCACACUUACUCACUCACAAACUCUUUCUCACCCGCCCCACACACACGCAGAUAUAGAUAGAUAGAUAGAUAUAUAGUUAGAGAUAGAAUAGCUUAUCUGAAUCCAACGAGGAUUUGUAGUGUUAGUUCCGGCACCAAAGUCUUCUUACCUGGAAAAAAAAUCACUAUUUUUAUGCCGAUUCGUGGAACCUCAAAAAUUAUAUUAGCGACCAUGAUCAUGUGAUAUUUACAGGUCUAGAAAGACAUUAUACUAUUGGUAUGCAUCUGGCACAAUACGCACGGUAAAGGUACGAUUACAUUCCGCGAAAGUACGAUACCGACACGUCUGGACACGUUUGGAACACAGGUACGAUAAGUGACGAAUAUGUGACGAGUAUAUGACGACUUGUUAUAGUGACUGCAUAUACAACGUUGUUUUAUGAAUGACUGCGAUCACCUACACUAUACUCACGACGUAUCUAUGAAUGACGUAAGAUUAAUCACGACAUUGACGUGCAGUUAACGGUAUCACGACUUGGUAUCUCGUUUUUAGCGUUAUUUAUUAUUAUUGCGGUUAGUGUUAUUCUUAUUAAUUAUUAUUGUUAUUGUUUUGAUCAAUUUUCUAUUAUAUUCAGCAAUUAAGCACCGAGAGAGAUUAAAUCCUCUUCAUUUAUCGUAAAUCUGUCAGGUUAAUCGGUUAUAUAGCGGUCAUUUUGCACACCACUAAUACUACCUCUUGAUUUACCACAAUAUUGCUAAGACAAAUGACAAGCACACAAAACGCCAAUAUGUAUUAUUUAUUCAUUUAUUUACUCUUUGAAAUUUACCACUUACGAGACGAUGGACGACUGUACAAGAAUUUUCUCGACUGCAGUUGAUGCUUAUCGGCGUAAACCGUUAAAAAGGCGGGAAAAUGGCUAAUUCCUUUGUCUAAUUUCCAAUUCGGUCGUCUUUGUCUUACACAUGUAGAAUUAACACGUAAGAAUAAUUUGUUAUAGUGACAGGAAAGUUAAAAGUUUAUUUAAUUAUAAACAGUUGUUAACUUUGGUUUUUAUUAAGUUGUCUUGGUUUAUGAUCUUUGCGAAUUAAUUUAUCAUGAAUUUAUAAUUUAUAUGAUAUUUAUGAAUUAUGUUUAUUAUAUUUUCGAGAAGUAUUUGGUUACAACGAUAUGUUUUGAGCUGGCGUUCAAAUAAAGAUAU